This is a messenger RNA of Acytostelium subglobosum LB1, 2391 nucleotides long. RefSeq lists its product as hypothetical. Gene Ontology annotation, cellular component: plasma membrane. Lineage: Eukaryota; Evosea; Eumycetozoa; Acytosteliales; Acytosteliaceae. The transcript has a single exon. The record is from RefSeq and is a predicted model, not a curated record. The coding region runs from base 1 to 2391 and encodes 796 amino acids.
AUGAUCAGGAUCUAUGGUGAGAUCUCUUUGAUCCAAGUUGUUGGAUCUGCAUUCAUCUCUGGAGUAUUCGGACUCCUGUUUCUAUUCGCCAUCUACUCAAUCAUAUGCACGUGUCCGAAACGAUUCCUUACGUCCAUGGUCUGUUUGAUCACAUUGUGCAUACUACGAUGUGUGGAGAAUGCCUUCCGUACCAAGGGCUAUAUAGUGGACCCCGUCAACUCUACCACCACAAUGCCCCCCUGGUUGAUCACUGUACUGGCCAUAAUGGGCAGCGUCGACUUCUCCAUGGCAAUAGUCUUUGUCGACUUGGUCGUCAGGGAUUACUAUCAACAACUCAAGGGAACCGACACUCCCCUCACCAAGCUUCGAGUUGUGGCAUUGGUAUUCCUUUGCAUCACCGAGGUUGCAUUCAUCCUGUUGACACUGGUACUGGUCAAAGAUGUCAAGUAUGAGCGCACUCUCUACAUGAUGGUACUCAUCACCUCUGCUGUGUGGGCCAACAUCGCCGCAUCAAUCAUCUUGAUUUGGUGCAGUGCAGUACAUAUUCGCAGUUCCGUACUUCACUCGCAGGAUCACAUCUCCAAUGGUCCGCUGGGAAUGAUGUUGGUCUUUGGCAUGACGUUGCGCAUUGCCAUUGAUGCCUACCAGAUCUUCACGGGCACUGACAUCAUGGACUAUCUUAGUGAUGCCAACUCUGAUCCAUUCUUUGAUCUGUCCAAGGACAUGUUGACUGAGGCCAUUCCAAUAUUGUUCCACCUCUGGAAUCUCAAGAAGGACCCAAACAUCAAAUUACUCAAGACCAAUGAUGGUAUUCGAGACGGUGACCAGUUGCCCGAGGUUGUGAUACAGGGUGUCCAGGAUGACAUGCAUCGUGAUCGUGUAAAGAUGUCCCUGCACUUUAUAAUUGUCACAUUGCACAUCACGGCCACAUGUUACGUCGUUGGCAACACCUCUGCAGAAGCUCCCGUGUCCUUGAUCAUAGCACGAGCCAGUGCAUUCUGGGCAUUCAUCGACUACUCAUUCCUUUUGAUUGCCAUCUGUUCUCCACUCGUCCAGCUAUUCUACCGCCACUUCCACUCGGGUAUCUCAUCGCAUUCGAUCCACAAGGUGCACUUCCAUCUCACCAUGGCACUCACACUGACCGUUGAAGCAUUGAUCCAUGCAUCGGCUCAUGUCUACACUUGGCACCAAUAUCCCGACCUGAUGAUCAAUGGCAGGCGUGUAUAUUCGUGGACUGGCACAAGCAGUGUCCCCAUCUACACCGGCAUCGUGAUGAUCUUGACCAUCAUCAUGGCACUCAUCUCUGGCUGGUGUUUCCGAUCGAGCAAGUCCAUCAGGUUUGGCAUCAUACUGGCCAACACACAUAUCAUCCUUGUCACACUCAAUGUCUCUGUCUUCUUCUUCCAUGGAUACGCGCAGAUCUUGGGACCGCCCAUCGGUGACCGAGUGGUCUUGCUCGUCUCGAUCGUCUUUGGCACGCUCUAUCUCGUCUACUUCCUGGUCUAUCUGCCAACGACAUCCAAGGUGGAGCAGUUUGGAUCGGAUCCUCCAAGUGCACUUGCCGACUUUGUGUGGUUCAAGAUCAAGGCAACAAGGGACAUCGUCGACACAUAUGGCGCAUACUGCACGAUCUACUUGAAGAACACAUUCUUUGCACAUGGCCAUCAAUUCUCGUGCUAUCACUGGCCUUGGAUCAAUGCUCAACAGGACUUGGUAGCUGGAAUGAUCCCAACAAGCCCGCCAACAGCAGUCGCGGACUCGUUGGACAAUGAUCACGUCCACUUUGUCAUUUGGAUCAACAAGGAGGGACACUUCACAACUUCAUUAUGUCGCAACUUAUUGGAUGAUCAGCCAUUGACCAUCCAUGGACCCUAUGUCUCAUCUGGCAACUCAAUGAUUCAAAGGAUAUUGGAGGCAAGACAUCCCGUGGACCUGUGUCUCUAUGCUACCAACACAGGCAUCACUGUGCUGAUGUCAGUGCUCUCCCAUCUCUUGUCCACGCCCACGUCUUUGGCCAAGGUCAGGACACUUCGUCUAUUCUGGACGACCAGGUCAUCGGUGCUUCAGAAACACAUUGCCAGCCAGCUCAAUGAGUGUUGGAGACGAAGGGACACAGCCCUCAAAGACAGAACCAGGUUAAACGUGUUCUUUUGCAGGGUGAAUAGUAGUGGCAAUGCUAAUGUGAGGCCACCAUUCGAGAAUGAGCCCAUCACCUACCUGCAAUACAAUGACGAAGCCAUACGCAGUGCUGUCUUCCCAAAUGGUUGGGCACAAUCAAACUACCAGCCAUACUUCCUCUACUGUGGUGAUGAUCUACAGAGAGCACUAGAUAACUGUUAUUAUCACAACGGUAUUAUUCCAAUGCAUGUAUUCUCAGAGACCUCAAAAUAA